Molecule: messenger RNA, 531 nt
Organism: Strongylocentrotus purpuratus (purple sea urchin)
Lineage: Eukaryota; Metazoa; Echinodermata; Echinoidea; Camarodonta; Strongylocentrotidae
Product: matrix-remodeling-associated protein 7-like
Exons: 3
Coding region: 1-531 (176 amino acids)
Source: RefSeq, a predicted model, not a curated record
AUGCAACUCAGUAGCAGUAGCCAAGCCCAUGCAAGCUCCAACCAAGUUCAGGGUCCAGCCCAGCCAGCCCAGCCCGCCAGCCAGCCCAGCCAGCCCAGCCCAGCCCAGCCAGCCCCGCCCAGCCAGCCAGCCAAGCCAGCCAGCCAGCCCAGCCCAGCCAGCCCAGCCCUGCCCAGCCAGCCAGCAAGCCAAUUCAGCCCAGCCCAUGGCCAGUUAGCCAGCCCGCCAGCCAGCCAGCCCAUUGGUUGUAAGGACAAAGCUACACAAAGAAAGCUUCUUAGUGAAUCAGAGCUUACAUUUGAUAAAGCGUUGAAAGUAGCCAUGGCCAUGGAGAUAGCUAAUAGAGAUGUUGAACAAUUGCACUCCAGUGACAAUGGUAGUGAAGACAAAGAGGUUCACCAGUUAAGAACCACGCAGAUGAAAGAAAGGUCUUCAAGCAAGUGGAAUUCCAAGCUUACUGAGAAGGAAAAGCCCACAGACAGACGUCCCACUCAGCGUUUGAUGACCGAUGUUGAGUUUAUCAACUGCUGA